AUGACCAGCUAUGGGGGCCCGUCUAUACUCAACCCUGAUUUCAGACGGACUCUGAGUGGUGUUGGCGUCGGUGUCGGCGCUAUACCGAUGGUUACUCCACCAGUUCCCGAUGCCUCUGCCCUGCGAACCACUGCGGCCAGAUCUAACGGCCCGGUAUUAGGAUCUAUCUUAUCUGCUCCUGGCCCUGGCCCUGGUACCGGCGCUAUACAGGGGUUGGAGGGAGACAAGUCGCAGCCAAUAAAGAAGCGAAGAGGUGGGAACCGGAGGGCCUGUAAUGAAUGCAAACAGCAAAAGUUGCGAUGUGAUAUUGUUCAAGCUCCGGCGUCCGGCCGCUCACCCUGUUCACGCUGUAAGAGGCUGAAUAUUGAUUGCAAGGUAGAGCAGUCUUUUAAACGUAUAUCUAAACGACGGCGCAAUGCGGAAAUGGAGAGAGAGAUUGCUGACCUUCGUCGACGACUAGCCGCCGGCGAACGUCCCGAAGGUCAGGUUGAUGCAGGCGAUGGUCGCGAGGUCAAUCAUUCCUCUGGAGAAGUGUAUUACGAUGCUCAGUCUCCGCCUUCCUCAUCUCGAGCACAGUCGCUGUCGGUUUCGGUUGAACACCAGCCAUCGCCGUUGAGACGCUCAUUGGUACCUACAGAGAGUCCUAUUCCGCCCAGCGCCAAUGCGUGGGUUCUCGAGGACAUAUCGCUAUCAAAGAAGCGUGUGGACCGACUUUUUGACCAAUACUUUAAAUUCUAUCAUCCAUUUCUUCCCCUGUUGGAUCCUUCCAAAGAUCCCGAAGAAAUUCGCAGCUGCUCCGACAUUCUUGCAUGGACCGUUAUCUGUGUAUCUAGCCGGCGCUGUCCAUACGAGUCUGGACUGCUCGUCUCCCUCUCCGGUCCUUUUAGUAGAUUAUUAUGGGCAAGUAUCAGCAGUGUCCCGCAGAAUUAUCAUGUCGUCAAGGCGCUAUGUUUGUUAUGUACAUGGCCUCUCCCGACGACGAGUCAAAAAAGCGACCAGACUUUCAUGCUGAGUGGGUUGAUGAUGAAUUUGGCUAUGCAGCUGGGUCUGCAUCGCCCAGUGCAACCAGAGGAAUUUACGACGUUUCGAAUGGAGGUUCGAGGAGAGGAACUGAAGGAUCGUCUGCAGACGUGGGUUCUUUGUAACCUCGUUGCACAAAAUGUUGCUACCGGAUAUGGUCAACCGCCAAGCACUAUUUAUGACUGGGCUUUGGAGCCAGCUUCCCUCAGAGCGGCUGACUACAAGUUGCCGGAAGAACUUAAAGUAAGACUGCGAAUUGAGAAGUUCUGCGACCGAGUGACAAGAAGUCUGUACAAUGGACGACCAGAGCCGUCAGAAUUCCUAAGCAUGGACAAGUUGCUUCUUGUGGGAAUAUUGGAGAAUGAGCUAAAGGAAAUGGAAUUGGAUUUUGGCGAUGAUCUUUCACAAAUCAACUUGAUACACUUGCGAGCGGCAAACUUGCAUCUUCGAUACUUUGUGUUUUUGAGUCAAAACGCCCGGAGCGAAGAUCUAACAAACCUCUUUCUUGCAACAACAUCUUUCCUAGGUCGUGUACUCGAGCUCGAGACAUCACCUGGGAAUUUGCUCAUCCAUGCCACCAACUACAUCCUCCAAAUGAUCGUUUCUGCUGCAUUCGCUUUGAUGAAACUCCUCAAAAGUUCAUUUGCACGACAAAUCGACAUUGAUCACGGCAAAUUUUUGUUCAACGGCGCAAUCUCAUCCAUCCGCAGGAUCAGCGUCGUCGAUAACGACCGACCCGUUCGAUUGGCGAAUGUCAUUUCCCAGAUGUGGAACGCUGGUAGUUCUGGCGAUGAUGCUUUACAUCUCGGGAUUCGAAGCCGCAUGAGUAUGAGCCAUGUAUACGAUACAGUGUGGCGAUGGCGACGACGCUUCAAGCAACAGAAAGCCUCUGACGAAGCACAAGUAGGAAGCGUAGCUCAAACCGCAACCGCAGCUGGAGUCACAGGCCCUCAAUCCGAAAAUGCCUUGAACAAUGCUUCAUGGAUACUACCAGCCAACUUCGAGGACAGCACGUUCAUGAAUGAGGCCAGUUUCUCGGAUUUCUUUGAUUCACUGAACUGGGUUUUUGACGGUGUACCUGAUUCUAUCAUUGCGCCGCCUGUUUUGUGAUUGUUUUUCUUUUUCUGUUUUGUAGCAAAGAUACCCAAAUUUUCUUCUGAGUUGUUUCAGAUUGUAUAUAUGAUCGAUGACUGG
Messenger RNA from Talaromyces stipitatus ATCC 10500, 2214 nucleotides. RefSeq names its product C6 transcription factor, putative. The record is from RefSeq and is a predicted model, not a curated record. Gene Ontology annotation, molecular function: zinc ion binding; DNA-binding transcription factor activity, RNA polymerase II-specific; transcription cis-regulatory region binding. Gene Ontology annotation, biological process: DNA-templated transcription; regulation of DNA-templated transcription. The transcript has 7 exons. Gene Ontology annotation, cellular component: nucleus. NCBI's taxonomy places the organism in Eukaryota, Fungi, Ascomycota, Eurotiomycetes, Eurotiales, Trichocomaceae. The coding region runs from base 1 to 2130 and encodes 709 amino acids.